CUCAAAAAGACGCUGACAAAAAGGCUUUCGAGGAAGCACGAGCCAAAACCAAAAAGAGUUGUGCCCAAGAAGGAUCGGCCUUUCGGCUCUGAAGCUACUGACUUGUAAGCUGUGACUCGAGGCGGCUUCGUGGCUUCCUUCGAGGAACCUCAUCCUGGAAUAGUUCAUAGGAACCGGUGGCCAACGUCCACCUCAGAGGGAGCUACACAUGGCCGAUGCCUACUCAGGCUCAGAGCUGCAUGCAGUGUGUGCCGGGGGAGACCUCGACCGAGUCGAGCAGCUCCUGUCCGACAAGAACUUUGCCAACAACAACAUCAACAGUCUCGUGUACGACGAACGUUUCGGGUCCCUCAUUGCCCCACUCCAUCUCGCAGUGGAAAGUGGGCACGCAGAGAUCAGCGAGCUCCUUCUCAAAAACGGCGCCAUCACCUCUACAAUUGACGGGGAAGGGUACACCCCUCUCCAUAUCGCCUGUAACGUGGGGAGCCUGGAGAUUGCGCAACUCCUCCUCGCCCACGGAGCCGAUCCAGACUUGGUCCAUGAUGCUUCGGGGGCGACUCCUAUAAUUGAGGCCGUUUGCUCCGGUUCCCUAGAGUUGGUUACCACUCUAUUGACCCACGUGAAGAAACCAAAUGCGAAGGAUCUGAAAGGCUGGACGGCGCUCCAUUUUGCCACUCACUACGGCUACAGCGACAUUGUCAAACUCCUCCUGGAUCACGACCUGUCCAUCGACACAAAGAUGAAGAUGGGACGGACUGCGCUCCAUCUCGCCGCAUUUGAGGGAUUCGCAGAGUGUGCCGAGGUGCUACUCAAGAACAAAGCAAACGUCAAUGUCCAGGACGAUGAAGGGUGGACCCCUAUCAUCCUAGCUUGUCAAGAGGGUCACCCUGACGUGGUGAGAGUCAUCUCCAAUCACAAUCCCGAUCUACACCUCAAAAGUGACACCGGGAGAAACGCAAUUCACGCUGCCAGCUUCCACGGUCACGUCUCCUGCAUCCAGUUCCUGAUGGAGCACGGCAGAGCCGAAGUACAAGAGCUACUCGUCACUGAAGACAACGAGGGAUGGACGCCACUUCAUCUGGCAGCACAGGAAGGCCACCUGGACGUCGUCUCUCUCUUGUUGUCGAGCGACUGCCGCUGUGGGGUUAACCCGGUCGCGAAAAAUGGCCGAACGCCUCUACACAACGCGGCCCUCAAGGGAUGGGCAGAAAUAGUCGUGUACCUCAUUCAGCGAGGAGCCGAUGUUAACUCCCACGACUCGAAGCACUGGACUCCUCUCCACGUGGCCAGUCAGCACGGCUUCGCUGCCAUUGUCCAGCUUCUCCUCAACCACAGAGCUUGUGUCGACGACGUAAUCGACAGCAAGCGGAACUCACUCCACCUGGUGGCCUUUGAAGGGCACCUCAACGUAGCACAGGUCCUCCUGGACAACGGUAUCGACUACGGUCUACAGGACAAAGACGAAUGGAGUCCGCUACACCUCGCCGUGCAGGAGGGCCACGAGAACAUAGUGGAGCUCCUACUGAGACAGCCCAUGAUCGACGUCAACGUGAGAGCCAGGAACAAGAGGAUCCCGCUUCACUCGUCGUGCUACCACGGCUGCACCAAAAUCGCACGACUGCUGCUGGAUCACGGAUCAAACUGGAAGGUGUCCGACGAGAAAGGUUGGACGCCUCUCCACCUCUGCUGUCAAGAAGGCCACCUGGAGAUCGUGGAAAUGCUCGUUGGUCUCGGCGCAGACAUCAACGUUCAGGCAGAGAACCUCCGCACGCCCAUCCACCUCUCCUGCAUGAAGGGGAAACUGGAGGUGGUGGAGUACCUCCUCCAGCGAGGGGCGGGGAUCGACAAGAAGGACACGCGCCAGUGGACUCCUCUCUGCAUCGCCUGCCACCACAAUCACCUCCAAGUCGCCGAGUACCUCAUCCAGAUGGGUGCGACUGUCAACACAAAGAUUGGCGGAGGGAGAAACCCCCUUCAUCUCGCCGCAUUUAACGGGUUCCUGGAGAUAUGCUCGCUGCUGAUCAAGAGCGGAGUCGAUGUGAAUGCGAGGGACAACGAGGGGUGGACACCGCUGCACCUAGCUGCCCAGGAAGGCUCCCUGAAGGUGGUUCAGCUGCUGCGAGACAUGGGAGCCGAUGUGAAGGUCGCUUCGAACACCGGCCGAAAACCGCUCCACAUGUGUGCGUCGUCCGGACACACCGACAUUGUGGAGUACCUGAUUGCAUGGACGGAGGAGAUCAACAUGGCCGACGGGAAACAGUGGACGCCUCUCCACUCCGCCUGCAACAAAGGCCACCUCGAAACAGCCAAGCUCCUCGUUGAGAAUGGGGCCAACAUCGACGCCGUCAUCCAGAUGGGUCGAAAUUCGCUCCACCUCUGCGCCUUCAACGGUCACAAGGGAGUGGCAGAGUUUCUGGUGGAAAUGGGUACCGAUAUCCACCUCAAGGACAGAGACGGGUGGACCCCUCUUCAUCUCGCUGCGCAGGAAGGCCACAUAAACAUCGCAGUGUUCCUCCUUUCAAAGGGAGCCGAUGCCUCGAUCCAAGCUAACAACCUCCGAAUUCCCCUCCAUCUUGCUGCCAUGCACGGCCACGCCGAUAUCGUAGAGGUGCUGCUCAAGCAUUGCCCGCAGUCGGACGCGCUUGACUGCAAGCUGUGGACCCCGCUUCACUCCGCCUGCAACAAGUGUCAGACAAACGUGGUGAGAGUCCUCAUUGAAAACGGUGCCGACAUACACAAGGUGAUCGAUACCGGCCGAAACUGCAUCCACUUGGCGGCGUUCAACGGAGGCAGAGAAGUGUGCGAGAUUCUCCUCGACAACGGCUGUGAUCUUCUGGCGCAGGACAAGGACGGGUGGUCGUCUCUCCAUCUCUCCGCACAGGAGGGGCACCUGGAGGUCGUUCGUCUCUUCCUCGAGCACGAUGUGGAGGUGGAGGUACGCUCAAACGACGGACGAACGUCGCUUCAUCUUGCCUGUCUCAAGGGGCGCACGGAGGUGGUCCAACUGCUGCUGUCACACGGGGCUGCAUGCGAUAUCGUUGACAACAGCACCUGGUCCCCGCUCAUCGACGCCAGCAACGGAGGAUACCUGGAGCUGGUGAAGAUCCUCCUCAAUCGCCAGGUGAGGAUCAACAUCCAGACAAACGGCCGAAAAGAAACCGCGCUCCACCACGCGAUCUACAACAGCCACCAGGAGCUAGCAGCCUACCUCAUCGAGCGAGAUGCAAACUGUACCCUCACCGACAGCUUGGGGCAGACGGCACUGCACCUGGCCGUGUCGAAGGGGUUUCUCAAACUAGUCCAGCAGAUGGUGCAGGGUGGACAGGUCUCGAUAUACGAUAAAACCAUCAACGGAGACAGCCCGCUGAAGUUAGCGUGCGCCUCGGGACACUUGGAGGUUGUGGCGUACCUUCUACACAAGGGUGCAGUGCUGAAUAACAUGAUGGAGGACGGACAAGCCGCGCUAGAGGUGGCCCGAAGCAAGGGACACAACGGUAUCGUAUGCCUCCUCAUAAACUCUGGCUGCCUGGACGGUUGGUACGUUGGGUAGCGUGGUCCUCUCCCACGGCUGUCCUUUGUGUCAUGUGUGUCCGUGUAUCUCGUCUGCCAGUGCAUUAUUCAAAGCUAAAUUGUAUACCUCUGCUGUACUCGUUUGUAUGGCGCUUUCAUGCUCACAUGAAUACUAGGUCGCAAUUAUUUCAACUGCUGUUUGUAAGCUGCAGUUUUAUAGAGAAGCUCAUAUAUAUAAAAUACGACAAAAUUGAGCUAUGUUUAUGCUUUACACAGCCAGAUUUGUGUAUCGUCUAUUUUAGUCUCUUUCUUUCCAAAUUUAUAUAUUUUCAGCUGAUGACCAAAAGUCAUGUGUACUGCUCAAAAACCAUCACCACUGUUAUAAUAUUUAGCUGAUUAAUAAAAUAUUAUGCUGAUUAAACUGGUGGUAACACAGCUGCCAUAUGAGCCACAAAUACACAGUGUUAGUGUUACAAUUUCGAGGUUUGUUC
Messenger RNA from Geodia barretti, 4001 nucleotides. NCBI's taxonomy places the organism in Eukaryota, Metazoa, Porifera, Demospongiae, Tetractinellida, Geodiidae. The record is from the annotation of a GenBank genome assembly.